AUGACAUGCGGAUUAGUGAGGAUAAGACUAGCGAGAUUUGGAAGAACCAAUAAUCCAAUUUACAAUAUUGUUGUUGCAAACGCACACAAGGCAAGAGAUGCGAAACCCAUUGAAGUACUAGGAGUUUAUAAUCCAAUACCGAAACCAAUGACUGUAAAGCAAAGGAAAAGUGGUAAACUACCAACAAAGGAUAUACGCUUGGAUUUUGAUAGAGUCAAGUAUUGGAUUGGUGUCGGUGCUCAGCCAAGUGAUACAGUGACAAAAUUGCUUAAAAAAUGUGGCAUCCUGGAUGAAUCAUGGGGUAAGAAUUUUGCAUCGUCGAGGGAAGUCGUGCAGCCAAGACGGGAGUUAAUGGAAUGA
Zygotorulaspora mrakii is the source of this 360-nucleotide messenger RNA. RefSeq names its product mitochondrial 37S ribosomal protein bS16m (gene MRPS16). The transcript has a single exon. Gene Ontology annotation, cellular component: ribosome; mitochondrial small ribosomal subunit. NCBI's taxonomy places the organism in Eukaryota, Fungi, Ascomycota, Saccharomycetes, Saccharomycetales, Saccharomycetaceae. Gene Ontology annotation, biological process: mitochondrial translation. Bases 1 to 360 code for a protein of 119 amino acids. Gene Ontology annotation, molecular function: structural constituent of ribosome. The record is from RefSeq and is a predicted model, not a curated record.